Lagopus leucura (white-tailed ptarmigan) is the source of this 963-nucleotide messenger RNA. RefSeq names its product ecotropic viral integration site 2B (gene EVI2B). Lineage: Eukaryota; Metazoa; Chordata; Aves; Galliformes; Phasianidae. Bases 118 to 963 code for a protein of 281 amino acids. The transcript is spliced from 2 exons. The record is from RefSeq and is a predicted model, not a curated record. Gene Ontology annotation, biological process: regulation of stem cell division; positive regulation of neutrophil differentiation.
UCAGAGCUGCUCGACUCCUAGCACAGCCUGUCCUCUUAAGGCUUCAAACAAAAAAUAAGAGAAUGCUUGCUUGACAGAAGACAAAGGAGACGACGUACUUAAACAGACUGCAGGAAAAUGGUCAGCAACGCAGUAAUAUUGCUUCUCUUCUGUGGAGAAAUUUGGAAAUCACUUUCCACUGAAAUACCUUCAAAUGUUUCCACAAGUGAAAGCAUUGUGCAUACCAGCACCAGCAUCCUGGCAGAGGACAGAUCUACCACGUACCAACUGCAAACAACCAGCCCCAGCAUGCAGAAGCCUGCAGGAGCACUGACUGCUGCGACAACACUGCCACAGCUGCCCGAACCACACAUAGAGCCCACCAACGGGAGCUGGGUGGCAGCAAUGAUAAUGGGCAUUGUUUUGGUUGGUAUGGUAAUUGCUAUUAGUAUGAUUGUUAUAUGGAAACGCUGCAAGAAGCCAUUGCUAGCCGAUUCAAACUGGGCAGGUCAGUCUCCGUUUGCAGACGGAGACACUCCAGAUACCUUUGUGGACUCCGGCCAGGCUACCAAGCGUUUGUCAGUUUUAUUUAUGUUGCCUUGGAAAUUAAGAGAAGAAGCAUCCGUACAGCACGACCCUCCUGCAUCAGAGAAACCACCCAACGGCACGGCCAGCAACGCCCACAGGCAGCAGCCCGCAGCAGAGCACCACUGCUCUGCCACCAACCCCGCUGCAGCAGCGGCUCCCGGCCCAGAAGCAGCGAGCCCAGAGCAGGUGCUGCACCCACAGCCUGCCGAGGGCCUCGAGCUGCCGCCUCCCCCUGCGUGGCUCACUGAGCUCACUGAGCCGGCCGAGCAGCACGCCGCGGAUCCUGGCCAGCAAGAGGAACUUCACUCAGAAGUGAAGGAACCGUAUCCCCCACCGCUCCAGCUAAUUACUGAAGAGAUCUGUGAACCUCCGCCACGGCCGGAACAGCCUCAGUAG